This is a messenger RNA of Cadophora gregata, 786 nucleotides long. RefSeq lists its product as uncharacterized. The transcript has a single exon. Lineage: Eukaryota; Fungi; Ascomycota; Leotiomycetes; Helotiales; Ploettnerulaceae. Bases 1 to 786 code for a protein of 261 amino acids. The record is from RefSeq and is a predicted model, not a curated record.
AUGAGAAACAAGCGAGUGGGCUUUCUCGGCGACCCGAAUUUUCCUACAUACGGCUUGAAAGGGACGAAGGGAGGAGACAUAACGUUCUAUGAGUCUCUGUAUGAAGAUUAUUCUAGGAAAUCUUUCACGCAUAUCGAAGACAGGCCUUUUGCUAUCAGUGGACUGGAGCAGAGACUUCAUCAAGCUCUCGACGAGAAGAUUGGAUCUGGGGGAGGAUUCUGGGGCAUAUUCGAUCACUACUGGGGGCGUGGUCUACUGUGGCAACGGGAGGCUAAUGUCGAGAGGAUGAUACGGCUCAGGCGGGGAGCUAGUGGGAGAGAGGCGGCUCCGUCGUGGUCAUGGGAAGGCCACUCUGGUGGUAUAACUUUCAUGAAGCCUGAUCCCCACACCGUGGAUUGGCUGUCUGAUGAAGUCAUAUUGCCCUGGACCAAAGCGAAAGAAUCACAUUCUCGGAUGACCACUGCCUCGUAUCGGGGUGAGAGGGCCCUGAAAGGGAAGGCACUAGAAUGGAAACAUGAUCCUCACCUCAACCACGAUGACACGUAUGAAAGCAUUGUUUAUGAUGAUGAGGCAAACCUUCCGAGUCGAGAUAUACUCCGAAUCCUUGUCGUUGGGCGGAAGAAGUUGACAGAGUACCAGCACUCACAGGUUCGAAAACAUAGUUAUGUCCUUGUACUUGCACCGAAGGGUGUGGCGAGCGGAUAUAUUUAUGAGCGGGUCGGGGCUGGAUCCUUGGACGAAUCAUUGAUCGAUUUCGAGAAUUCCACGAGUGUUUUGGUUGAAUAA